Messenger RNA from Microbotryum saponariae, 773 nucleotides. The record is from the annotation of a GenBank genome assembly. NCBI's taxonomy places the organism in Eukaryota, Fungi, Basidiomycota, Microbotryomycetes, Microbotryales, Microbotryaceae.
AUGUCUUGCUUCAAUCUCGUCGUUGGACCGAUCGGCAAGAGCAAGUACCGCCUGCCGAGGUGCCUCACCUCUACCAACUCGUGUCACAGCACGGUGAGCAACUCAGAGCGCUCCUCGGAGGGCGGCCAAGUGAGUCGAAUGUUUGCUAUGUCCACCCUUUAGUCCUUUUUGAUUGAAUAACGCAAUCCAACUCUUCGUGCUCUCUUCCUAGUCUCCAUUCCGCAGGGCGAUCUUGAAGCGUGAAGUUGCCUAGUCACUGGCCUACCUCACCAAUACAGUGUCGCCUGUCACAUUGUCCCUAUGAGCCGCGAAGAUGCUAGUACUACUCGCUAGUCCUCUCGUGAAUCCUCGCUGCUUACCUUUGUCACUGGCCCCAACUACUGCAGGUCUGGGAGGAGUUGGGCGUGAGGGAGCGUUAUGACGCGUCGUGCGGUUUGCUGCUUGACUGCACCUUGCAUGUCAUGUUCGACUACUAUGCCUGGGCACUCUACCCCCUGGGAGUCAGUACCGUGGGGCUUUCUUUUCUUGUCUUUGGCGUGCUUGGUCAUAUUGAUGCCACCGAUAUUUCACGUCUACCGCAGGGCGGAGAGUACGUGGUCCAUAUCUUCAACCCUGUCAUCGAAUCAUUCUACGGUGCCCGCCAGGGCCAAGUAAUCCCGCGUUCCAGAUUCGAUUCCGAAGAUGAUUCUGCUCUUCCCAGCGAUGAGCUGCUCCUUUGGCAGUACCGCCAAUGCGUGCUGCUGAAUCUUCGUGGUGUCGCUAUCCCCGAGUGA